Molecule: messenger RNA, 1001 nt
Organism: Cynara cardunculus var. scolymus (artichoke)
Lineage: Eukaryota; Viridiplantae; Streptophyta; Magnoliopsida; Asterales; Asteraceae
Product: transcription factor MYB59-like
Exons: 3
Coding region: 179-889 (236 amino acids)
Biological process (GO): regulation of DNA-templated transcription
Cellular component (GO): nucleus
Molecular function (GO): sequence-specific DNA binding; DNA-binding transcription factor activity
Source: RefSeq, a predicted model, not a curated record
GACUCACUUGCAACACAAGAUCAAGAUUUUAGCUAGGGAGAAAAGAAAUAAAAAGGAAAAAGGAAAUGGGGAAAGAAGAUGAUAUGAUGAUGAUGACGACGACGAUGAGGAAAGGGCCGUGGACCGAACAAGAAGACGUUCAGUUGGUUUCGUACGUGAACAUGUUCGGAGAUCGACGAUGGGAUUUCAUAGCAAAAGUUUCAGGUUUGAAGGUGGCGGGAGAUACAAAAAUGAAAAAAUAGGUCUAAGAAGAAGUGGAAAGAGUUGCAGGUUGAGAUGGGUAAACUAUCUGCACCCAGGACUCAAAAGAGGCAAGAUGACUCCUCAAGAAGAACGUCGAAUCCUCGAGCUUCACUCUAAAUGGGGCAACAGAUGGUCGAGAAUUGCUCGAAAGCUUCCAGGACGAACAGAUAACGAGAUCAAGAAUUAUUGGAGGACCCAUACGAGGAAAAAUGCACAAGAAAAGAAAAGGGUGUUGUCACCAUCGUCAUCAUUCUCAAACUCCUCUUCCUACUCGUCAAUAUGUACUAGUAAUCCUACUAUUGAUUCCACCCCGAUGACGGAGUUUAACCAACGAAGCUUUUAUGACACUUCGGGGUUGGAAAUGGUGGUCAUCACGAAGGGCGAAAGUGAUAGUAAUACAAUGAAGAGUACCACUACGAGCCUUAACGAUGUUAGUGAGAUGCAAGACGGGUAUAAUUCGAUGGAUGAAAUAUGGAAAGAUAUAGAUUUACUAGAAGACGAUGGUAUAACGCCAGUUUUUGGUACUUGUAGUGAAAUAGCACCUUCUCCGAUGUGGGAUUACUCUCUCAACGCGUUGUGGAUGAUCGAUGGCCUAGAGGAGACGGAAAGCAACAUGUUUUUUCCCGACAACAAGCGAGCAAUUUAGCACAAGGUUAACCAGCUGACUUUAGUUCUUUGAGUUAUGAAUUCGGUGUUGGUAUUAUGUACAUUAUCGAAUUCAAUCGUAUGAUAUUACGUUAUAUAUGUUAUUGAGGUAA